This is a messenger RNA of Cinara cedri, 4090 nucleotides long. Lineage: Eukaryota; Metazoa; Arthropoda; Insecta; Hemiptera; Aphididae. The record is from the annotation of a GenBank genome assembly.
AUGGAAAUUACCGAAGAAUUUGGCGGCGAUCAUAAUACUGCAUGUCACAAACCCAGGUUUGUAAAAAAAAAAACUUGGUAUUUAUUAUGAAUGAUAAUAUUGUUAUAUUUUUUCUCGUAACUUAAAUGUUAAACUUAAUUUUAACAAAUGCAGUGAAAGAAUAAAUUUCGGAGAGGGGAGGAUUGACUCCCUAACUCAUUAUCAUAUUAUACUCGUAUUAUAAUACAUAAUGAUUACAAAUAAUUAUUAUUUUCAGUUAUAUUAAUUGUUUAUAUACAAAGUGAUUCAAAAUGUAUGUUACAGCCAUUUUAUCAAGUAAAUAUUCAAAAUAGGAAAAAAUGUACAACACAAAAGAUUUUCGAUUUAUAAAGAACUAAAAUACUUAAUAAAUUUUAAAUUCUGAGUGUAGCGAGGAAUCUAUUGGUUUUACUAUGAUGUGUACCUCUAUUUAUGUUUUUAAUUUUCUGUCUAUAAACAAAUUUUUACCUAGAAAUCUUACUCCAAUCAAAACAUGACAAGAGACCUUAUUUUUAGUAUUUUAACUUUAGUUGGUACUUUAGAAAGGUUUUUUUUUUUUUAAAUUCUCAUUAACAUUCGAAAAAUGAGGAAAAACUGGUUCCUUAGGUUAAAAAAGAUUAAACGAUUAAAAAUAAUGUUGUCAUUGGCAACCGUUUUUAUUUAUUUUUUGUUAUUAUUUUAAUCUUAAUCUUUUUUAAACAAUUAUUGUUGUCGUGAAAAAGUACAUUGUUAAAAAAGCAACACUAUUGACCGAGCUCUGCUCAGAAUCAUUUUUCGUUAGCAAUGAUUAAUCAUUGCAUACAGAUAUAAAUUAAGUUCCUCUCUAUAUCCUAUCCUACCAACUUCCCACCUGCAACAGUGGUCGUACUCGUCUCCAGUAUCAGCUCUUUUUUAAGGGGUUUUGGGGCCAAUUUUGAAUUUCAAAUGAGAACUUAUAGGUUUAACAUUCUAUGAAGAGAUUGAAUGUUAGUUUAAAGUUUAAAUAUAUUUUGAUGUUGAUAUUUUUGAUCAAGUUGACGAGAUAUUCCACUUUUAAGACGGAAAGUAAAACCUGCAAUAGGGGCGUAGGUAGCCUUUUAUACAACACUUACAUAAUACAUUUAUAUUAUUUAUUCAAAAAGUGGACUAAAAAUUGCUAACACAAACAAAUUAAUUGAAAAAGUUCAAACAAUAAGUUGUACUAAAAUAAAAUAAUUUAAAAUUGAUAACAUUUAUUGGUUAGAGUAAGAUUAUUAGUUAAUUGUGCUAGUUUUCAGCGUAUCCUUGAGAAAAAAAACACCUUGGUACCACUGCUGGGUAAUGAAUUUCCCAGUGUACUUUAUUAUCUUAGACACUCCCAGGAACUUAUCAGAGAGGGGCCUAAUAAAAUCAAACACCAAAAAGUACUUAAAAUUAUAUUUGAAAUUUUGAAGUCCAGGGGUGGGCAGAUGCCCCAUCUUGCCUCCCUCUCUGGGCGACCAUGCUUACGAUGACGUGGUUUUUCAUUCAACCAUAUAAAAACAGCUGCUUGUGGAUUAAAUAUUUCGAUACCGAUGGCAUAUUUAUUUUUACAUAAAAACAAUAAUCAACUGUGCAAGAAAGACCGACCAGAAGUUUUUAAUAAACUAUAUUAUGAAUUACCGGACCAUGGUUAAGGUUUAUGCUUUUCAUGCCUAUAUAAUUGAUAACGGACAAGUAAUUUUCAAUUUAAUAAUUGGAAUUAAAAAAUGAAAAUAUAUUUGUGUUGAAAUCUCAAAUUACUGUUAUUUCUAGAAUUAAAACUUAUAUGCCCAUUACAAAACUCAGUAUACACAUUUGUAAUUCAGAGAACACACUAUUUUAAGCCCUGCAAUAUAUUAAUAUACGUCAAAAAAUUAGAAAAGAAUGAUUUUUUACGUUGUAGGUAUAAUGUUAAAUCUAGCAUAAGUAAUCAAAGUAAUAUUUUGUAUUACAUAGUCUACCUACACAAUUUAAAUGAUAACAUUAUAUAAAUUUGGUUUUAGAAUAACAAAAGAAUCAUUGAAGGACCUUUGCAAACAAAAAAAAUUAUAUAUUAUUCCUAGUCAUAAUGACGUACUGUACCUUCACUUUAAAGGUGUGUAAAAGAUUUAAUUAUGUAGGUCAGUCGUACCAACACUUUAAGUAAAAAUGCUAAAUAUAUUUUGAUUACAAAGUAUAUUUGUAUUUUUUUUUCUUUAGGUUAUUUAAAAAUUGAAAACUUGGAGGAAUACACUGGACUCAAAUGUCUGUGGCUAGAAAACAAUUGUAUAUCGACUAUAUCUGGACUGGACAGUCAAAAAGAACUUGUUAGUUUAUACAUGCAUCACAAUGCAAUAUCUAAAAUAGAGAAUCUAGAUGUUUUGGUCAAUCUCCAUACGAUAAAUUUAAGUCAUAAUUUCAUUAAAACAAUUGAAAAUUUAGGUGAGCACAUACUUUUAGUCAUACAAUAUUAAGAAAAUAUUAUAUUUUCAACAAAUUUCAGAUACAUUGCCGGUUCUUAAUACAUUGAUAAUAUCCCAUAACAAAUUUUCCAAAGCUAAUGAUAUUGUCCAUUUGGCUAAUUGCAAAACUUUAUCCAUCCUUGAUUUAUCGCAUAAUUAUUUGGACGAUCCAGAAAUUGUAGAAGUAAAUUGUUCAAUCAUUAUAAUAUAAUAACCUAUAGUCGUUAUAAUGCAUUUAUACAUUUGGUCUAUUAAUUUUUUUAGAUAUUUAGCAAGAUGGAAUCUUUGCGCGUUUUGACGUUGACAGGAAACAGCGUUAUUUCAAAGAUAAAAUAUUACCGGAAAACAUUAACUUUAAAAUGUGUAAGUUUUUUAGUUACAUUAAUAUAAUUUAUUUUAUGCAAAUUUUUUUUGUUGCGUACAAUUAACCGAACUGAAAGGUUUAAAACUUAUACAUUGAUAUGUAUUUUAGUACAAAAUAUUUGUGUUUUCGUUCUAUUAUAGAAAGAACUUCGUUAUUUGGAUGAAAGACCAAUAUUUAAAAAGGAUCGAAUGUGCGCAGAAGCUUGGUUAGUAAUUAUUAUUAUAUAGUAUAGUAUAGUGUUUUAUACCUAUAUAUGUAUUAUAAAUACGUUUAACAAUAAUUCGAUUAAAAAUAGCAUAUACAAAUCGAAACUUUCAAUAGUAAAACAAAUUUGUUUUAAAUGUCCAGGAGUACUGGCGGAACUGAAGCUGAACAAGCCAUGAGAACAAAAUUAAACGAAGAAGAUCAAAAAAAUAUUUUAGAUUCCGUGAACACGCUAAUGGGAUUGCGACGACGAAAAGAACACAUUCAAAUUACUCCUGCAGGCGACACGACCGACAAUCUUGAUGGAGUCAAUAAUGAUAAACAUACCACCGUCACUGAUACCGUAAUAGUUUCUAAAGAUUAUUACGAAGAACACGAUUCUUCAGACGAAUCUACCGAUGAAUCGGUGAAAUCAACUAGCGAUAGUGAAGAUUAUAGUGAUCAUUUAGAACGUUCUCAAAAACGACAACUUCAACAACUAAGUACUCGUACCAUUGUAGAAAUCGAUGGCUGUAAUGUCGUCCACGGUGUAGAUGAUCGUCAAACUGUCAAUAAUCAUCUAUCUGAUGGGAAAAACGGAAGUAUAAUAAAUAACGAAGUUAAUGAAUUUGAUAAUUCAGUUAGAAGUGAAAAAGAUAGUAAUACUGACGUGGUUUUAAUCAACGAAAAUAAUGAAAACGAAGAUAACAGUUUAAUACAAAAUCAACAACAAAAUACUGAUAUUACAAUUACAAAUAGUGCACUCUCAAAUGUCAACAAUUUUGAAAAAUGUAAAAUUGAAGACAUAAUUGUAAAACAAAGUACUGGAGCCUCUGGAAGUGAUAGUUCUUUAAGCUUGGUGCAAACCGGUAAAACUUCAAAAGUUUUGUGCACAAAAGGUUUACAUAGUUUUGAAAUUAUACCAAAUACAGACGACGAACUUGGCUUACCAACUGUAACGGCCAUAACUGAACCAGAUCCAAAUACCGAAGAACUUUCUAUUUGCCUUCCGUGGAAACAAUUCUAUUUAAAUGAAGAUGAAUAUUACAUUAAGAAAAUGUCUGAAUAAAAUCAUCAUUAUAGUAGAAACAGAAACUAAUUUAAG